AAAGCUAUGUUUGCCAAUUUACACACACAAAGCAGUCUUCAAAAAAAAGAUCCUCUCUCUUCUCCUUUAAUACAGUUACUUUCUCUCUCUACUGUUACACAACAAUGGCGGUUUCAACUAGAAGAACAACCGGACCGGUGCUAAGAUCUCACUCGCCGGCCGGAAGAUUCUACAACUCAUCUUCGUCGUCCUUUGCCUCAGCCAGCUCCGCCUUCUCAUCCAGAUCCACUUCGUUUUUUGAACAAAGAUCGGCGUCGCCAACUCCGGUGAACGUAUUCGGAACAUCGUCGUCGUCCGUACGGUUUUCCUUCGACAACCGUCCAAUUUCUCCAAGCAGAUCAAUAUCUUCGCUGCCUAGGAAUCAUAAUCAGGCGGUGAAGAAACAGGAAACUCCGAAGAGGACGUGUAUGUGUUCACCUACGUCGCAUCCAGGAUCAUUCAGGUGCAGCUUGCAUAAGAACACCAACAACAACAGUAACCACCACAAUACGGCGACGUAUCCUUCAAAUCGUCUCAACGCGAGGAGGUCUACGAUGACUAACUCGCUUGUCCGUAUAGGAACUGUCGAAGGUGGUGAUUUGGUCAAGAGAGCUCUUGCGGCGUUGAUCCGGCCUUCAUCUCAUCAGCAGCGACGGAGAACCUCGUUUCAGGCUAGGCCGAGUCGGCUAUCAGUCAUGUCAAAGGCGGAGGAGUUGUAGAUUUCAAAAGUUUCGGUAUGUUCGUUGAUUACACUACACUCUCAACUAUCCGGCGGCGUCGACGGUUAACAACAGAUCGUGGAGAAAUCGGAGAUCGAAGAGAUCUGGAUGAGCAAUUUUUUUAUGAAUUCAGGGGAAGGAAGCAAAGCCUUACAUGAUAAAUGACCUCUUUUCAUGUGUAUAUAGAUAUAGAUGACAAUAUAUAAAUAUCAUCCGUUGAUGCCAUUAAUGGCUAAUCAAGCAGAGCUUCAGCUCCAAAA
Messenger RNA from Lactuca sativa (garden lettuce), 958 nucleotides. RefSeq lists its product as uncharacterized. Lineage: Eukaryota; Viridiplantae; Streptophyta; Magnoliopsida; Asterales; Asteraceae. The record is from RefSeq and is a predicted model, not a curated record.